AUGAUCAUUGUAUUAGACAACAAUCAUAGAGAGGAUUUACAAUUCUUAAAGAAUGUUUCAUUAGAUGAUUUCAUUCGAAAAGGAGAUAAUAAGAAGUUAUAUUUAGGUGCUUCAAAGAAACUUGGAGUAUCACCAGAUAUAGUAGAGAAUGUUGUUAAAGGAAUAUCACAUCUCUUUUCAGAGUGUUCAAGAUACAUGUUGAAUGAGACUGAUUUUGUAGAUUCACUUUCACCUCUAAAGUUUGAUCAAGAGUUGACCGACUACUUGAAAGAUAUGUACUUUGAACAAAGAAAAGAUGUCAGAAAUGUAUUACAAGAGCUUUAUCCACACCUUGAUCACUAUAACAACUUGGAAUGGAGAUUGGAUGUACAGGUUGCCAAUCGUAGUCUUCGUGGUCAAACCAUCAAUCCAAUCUAUAUGAUCAAAUUAACUACCCACAAUUUACAACAAGAACUCAAUCACAAGAAUGAUGAAGAUUCAUCAUCGUCGUCAUCGUCAACAUCCACCUCUUCAAAAGGAGAAAAAGUACAUUAUUUACAAACCGAUCCAAACAAUCUUAAACAUCUUUGCAAUGAAUUGGAAAAUGCAUUGGCUGAAAUUAGAUCAAAUGAUUGUCGUCGUAUUAUGAGAAAUAUCAAAUAUCAUAAUAUUACAGUUACAACAACAACAACAACAACAACAACAACAACAACAACAACAACAACAACAACAGUACAAGUUCAACAUCAUCACAAUCAGAAUAAUAAUAUGACAACAUUAAAGAAGAGUUUUAUUCCAGUAUCGGCAGACUGUCAUUUCCCAAUUCAGAACCUCCCAUACGGUAUAUUCAGUGUAGCUGGAUCAUCACCACGUGUAGGUGUUGCUAUCGGUGACUUUGUAUGCGAUCUCUCUGUUCUCGCUGAUGCUGGUGUUUUCAACGGACCAAUCUUAGGCUCAACUAAAGUUUUCCAUCAAGAUGCAUUAAAUGCAUUUAUGGAAUUGGGUAGAAAGGCAUGGACUGAAGCACGUACAACAUUGAUCAAUGUAUUGGACUCUGAGAAUGCAACUGUUCGUGAUAACGAUGAAUUGCGCAAGUCUGCAUUCCACCUCAGAUCGAGUGUAACUAUGCACUUGCCUGCUCGUAUUGGUGACUAUACAGAUUUCUACGCUUCCAAGGAACACGCCACCAACGUUGGUAUCAUGUUCCGUGGCAAGGAGAAUGCUCUCAUGCCAAAUUGGUUGCACGUACCUAUUGGCUACCACGGACGUUCCUCAUCGAUUGUCGUGUCGGGUACCGAUCUCAAGCGUCCAUGCGGUCAGACCAAAGCCGACGACGAGCCCACUCCCCAAUACACCACCUGCAAGCAAUUAGACUUUGAGUUGGAGAUGGCUGCUUUGGUCGGCACUGGCAACAAUCUCGGCGAGCCAAUCACCAUUGACAAUGCCAAGAACCAUAUCUUUGGUCUCGUCAUUUUGAACGACUGGAGUGCUCGUGACAUUCAAAAGUGGGAGUACGUUCCACUCGGUCCAUUCCUCGGCAAGAACUUUGGUUCGACCAUCUCACCAUGGGUCGUCACCACUGACGCCUUGGAACCAUUUGCCGUCGCCUCGCCCGUACAAGAGCCAACACCACUCCCAUACCUCAAGGAAAAGAGUGACAAGAACACAUUUGACAUUAACCUCUCGGUCGCCAUCCAAAGCCCAAAGAUGGAUGCCCCAAAGGUCAUCUCCAACACCAACCUCAAAUAUAUGUACUGGACAUUGAAUCAACAACUCGCUCACCAUACUGUCAAUGGCUGCAACAUGCGUGCUGGUGACAUGCUCGGAACAGGUACCAUCUCUGGUGCCACCGAAGACAGCUACGGCUCGAUGCUCGAGCUCUGCUGGAAGGGUACCAAGACUGUCCCACUUGGCAACGGAGAAGAAAGAAAGUUCAUUCUCGACGGUGACAAGGUUGUCAUGUCUGGUGUUUGCAAGGGUGAUGGUUAUAACGUUGGUUUUGGUGAUUGUGUUGGUACCAUUCUUCCAGCUCAAAUUAUUAAAUAUUAA
This is a messenger RNA of Cavenderia fasciculata, 2028 nucleotides long. It is a transcript of the gene fah, whose product is annotated as fumarylacetoacetase. The transcript has 5 exons. The record is from RefSeq and is a predicted model, not a curated record. The coding region runs from base 1 to 2028 and encodes 675 amino acids. Gene Ontology annotation, biological process: L-tyrosine catabolic process; homogentisate catabolic process; L-phenylalanine catabolic process. Gene Ontology annotation, molecular function: fumarylacetoacetase activity. NCBI's taxonomy places the organism in Eukaryota, Evosea, Eumycetozoa, Acytosteliales, Cavenderiaceae.